Mobula hypostoma (lesser devil ray) is the source of this 1964-nucleotide messenger RNA. RefSeq names its product adaptor related protein complex 1 subunit sigma 3a (gene ap1s3a). The coding region runs from base 103 to 567 and encodes 154 amino acids. Gene Ontology annotation, biological process: vesicle-mediated transport; intracellular protein transport. The record is from RefSeq and is a predicted model, not a curated record. Gene Ontology annotation, cellular component: membrane coat; intracellular membrane-bounded organelle; AP-1 adaptor complex. Lineage: Eukaryota; Metazoa; Chordata; Chondrichthyes; Myliobatiformes; Myliobatidae. Gene Ontology annotation, molecular function: clathrin-cargo adaptor activity. The transcript has 5 exons.
GGGAUAACUACUAUGGGUUUCUGAAUAGCAGCUUCACAGGAAAUGUUUUGUAUUCAGAUUUUGAUAGAGUUUAACAAAGUGCAUCUUUCACUAUAAGACAGAAUGAUGCGCUUUAUGCUGCUUUUUAGCCGUCAAGGCAAAUUGAGACUCCAGAAGUGGUACACUGUAAUGGUUGAUAAGGAGAAGAAAAAGAUUACAAGGGAACUUGUUCAAAUUGUGCUAAGUCGACAAGGCAAAAUGUGUAGCUUUGUGGAAUGGCGGGAUCUCAAAGUUAUUUAUAAAAGGUUUGCCAGCUUGUAUUUUUGUUGUGCAAUAGAGGAACAAGAUAAUGAACUUCUGGCUCUGGAAAUCAUCCAUCGUUAUGUGGAAUUGCUGGAUAAGUAUUUUGGCAAUGUUUGUGAACUAGACAUCAUCUUUAAUUUUGAGAAGGCCUACUUCAUACUGGAUGAAUUUCUAAUCGGAGGGGAGUUGCAGGACACCUCAAAGCACAGUAUACCCAAAGCAGUGGAGGAGGCAGAUAUGUUGCAAGAGACUAUGGAAGAAUAUUUAGCAAAACCAACAUUUUGACUUGGACUCUAGAAGGCCUGAAAGAUGGACUCCUAAUUUAUGAAAUGUAUACAUGGAUUAUUGUGUGUUUACAAUGGUCUAAAAUUUAGAAGAAUAUAUUUUGCUAUUGCUUCACUUUAUGGAAAAAUGUACAAUUUCAACAAAAAUGCAGUUAGCAAGUUGGCACUAUGCAAUGUUCAGGCAUAAUAUUUUUUUUGUAUUCAUAGUUAUUUGUGUGCUUCUUGUUUAAAGUUUUCCAUUGUUAAUGAGGAGGAGGUAUGUUGCUUCAAUGCAUUUAACAACAAAAUUCAUUCCUACAAAUCUUCAACUAGUAUAGAUGGAUGCUACCGAAUUAUUUUUAAUUAUAACUAAAAUAAAAAUCAUCAACCCUGUAAUUUACCUAAUUUUGGUAUAGAAUUGAAAUUGUCAAUUAAUCUAAUGGCAUGUUGAAAAUUAUUACCUCCAAGUCAGUUUUUUAUCAUGCGAGAGUAUCCUGCAAAAUGAGAGACCUGUUGUUUUAAUAUGUUACAACUUGCCUGAAAGGCUUAAGAACACUAAAUUGGCUAAUUGUACUUCAGAAUAACUGAUUUUAAAAGAUGCAGGUUAUUUGAGCUGAUGAAAGUACCCAAGUUUGAGUGAGACAUAAAUAUAUUUGUAGUGACCUACUGCACGUUAUAAAUUCUAGAUCACAUAUGGGAAAGGAUUCAAUGUAGCACUCCUGUCAACAAAUCAGGUCAAACCCCACUCCAGCAUUAACACAAAAUGAUACUUUCAUACAAUACAGAUAUAAAAACUGCCUUAGUCAGAGAUGCCCCCUUCAAACUAUGGAUCCAUCUGUUGCAAACUAAUAAAAAAAUUACAACACUGUCAAAAAAAGAACAAGUUUACUUGAACGAAAGCCAAUACAAAAAUUGCUGAUUGCUUUCCCCUUUGCAAAUUUGCAAUUAAAUAUAACCAAAACUGUUUAAGAUGCAAAUCCCUUCUAAACUAUGGAAAUCCUUUGGAGACUGUUGUUGGAAAACCAGUGUAAAAUCCUUGACAGAUACCUGAAUUGUACCUACUGCUCAAUAGGGGAUUCUUUAUUGCAAGCAUUUUGGUUCUUUACCUAUGGAAUUUAAAUGUGAAGCUGAUGUUCACCAAUACUAUCCAAUAUCAGUUGGUAGUACAAAAAAGGGUAAUCUCUUUCACAAGCUUGUGUAUAUACUUGAUACAUGUGAUAAAUUCCACUGUUUUAUUUAUUGUUUGGUAAAUUAGUAAUCUGGAAGAUUGUCAUGUGCUUAUUUGUGCCCUAUGGUUUUUCAGUAAAAUUGGAUUCUGUAUGUACUAUUUUGUUAUGCUGUUGUGCAGCUCCAUAUUAAUUAUUGAUAUAUUUAAUAUUAAUGUUUUUUUUUACAUUUUUAAGAUUAACCUGACAAAUA